Annulohypoxylon maeteangense is the source of this 829-nucleotide messenger RNA. RefSeq lists its product as uncharacterized. The transcript has 3 exons. NCBI's taxonomy places the organism in Eukaryota, Fungi, Ascomycota, Sordariomycetes, Xylariales, Hypoxylaceae. The record is from RefSeq and is a predicted model, not a curated record. The coding region runs from base 269 to 595 and encodes 108 amino acids.
ACCUUACCACCACCAAUUCAUUCCAUCACAUAUGUGACUUGGUACUUAACUUUCUACACAUAUAAGUCCAUACAGUAAUAUUCUAAUUCAGUACUGACUCAUUAAUAUUUAUUACUGUACUGCUUUUUUCAACAUAUUCAUAUAAGAUACCAGUUACAAAUUGUUCAUCUGUAUUUCUCCAUCUGCUACAACUCGUAACGUCCUUGUAAUUUGAAUUAAUAUUCUAUCUACUAAGGCAAGAUAUCAAGAGUGCAAGAAUUCAACAGCCAUGCAGAACAACACUCCCAGUUCAUCCCAUCCAUUAGCUGCACGGGUCCCGGGCCAGCUUCACACGCCUACGCAUUCUUUCAGUGACGCGGCCUUCACUCCUGAUUCCUUGGAUGGCCGAAAUAUUUCCUGGGACAAGAAAUCCAAAGAUGAUUUUGAGUUGGCACGAGCAAGACUCAGUGAUCAGAAAUUCAAUAUUAAACAAUAUGACGACCCUCUUCUACCACGCCAGCAUCCACCAUCCCACUUCUAUCCCAAUGGUGUUACAGCAGAGACGGAGGCCCGUCUACUGAAGGUCAUUGCUAAGGCCAAAGGCUCUUCAAAAUAGACCAUUGUUGGUAGGUCUAGAAGUAUAUGAGGAUCUUAUCUAUAAUUCGGUGGUAGUGAAUUCUAUAUCAUGGGCAAUUUAUGUUGGUACUGGUAGAAUGUGUGCUUGCGACAUACCGCUUUAUUUACAUACUCAAAAUGCUUUCAUAUGCCAAGUAUGGGCAGUUUACUUGGAUAUUAUACCCAGUACAUAUAGUGACAAGGAAAUAGCAUACAUUUUACAUUGUUUUAUGAA